Messenger RNA from Rhopalosiphum maidis (corn leaf aphid), 1321 nucleotides. RefSeq lists its product as uncharacterized. The record is from RefSeq and is a predicted model, not a curated record. The transcript is spliced from 3 exons. The coding region runs from base 68 to 1321 and encodes 417 amino acids. NCBI's taxonomy places the organism in Eukaryota, Metazoa, Arthropoda, Insecta, Hemiptera, Aphididae.
GUUUAGAAAAAUAGUGUUCCACAUAUGUCUUUGGUAAAAUAUAUACUAUAAAAAAAAUCAACAAAUUAUGACUAGCUUAACUCUAUGUCAACUAUGGAUACAUAUUUAUGAAAGUAAUCAAACAUUAGAAAUGAAUAAGUUACUGUCAGAUGAUUUAAAUGCUAUUGUGAACAUUCAAUAUGGAAUUGGGUUUGAGCUCAUUGAAGGUCAAAUUCAAAUUGAGACAACUGUUUUCAAUGAAACUAAAAAAUCAAAAAUUAUGCCAGCAUGUAGAAGUCGAAUAAAUUUUUAUGAAGAGUUCAUUUGGAAAAUUGACAAAACUACACUAAAAUAUAGUCGAUCAACAAAUGCGAUUGUUAAGGUUGAAUGUUUUAGAACGCCAGAAAAAAUAUGUUUUGGAAAUGUAUACAGGAGACAAAGAAUUGGUCAUGUGAUAAUUAAACUUAAAGAAUUUCAAAUAAUAGGACGUAACUGGGAUCAAAAUAUAUCUAUUAGAGGUUAUAAACUUCUUGGUAAUAGUAGAUACAUUGAACUUGUGAUUGUUUUAAUCAUACAAGAAGAUAUAGAAUUUGAGAAUUACACAGAUUUUAAAAAAUGCUCAAAAUUCAAUAACAAGGAAAUUAAUACUACAAAACAAUCAUUAGAACUCAAUAAAUGCGAAUCUUUCAACAAAUACAGUAAUACAAACAUUCAGGAAAAAACAAAUAUAUACAAAACACAAAGAGAACAAAAUGACAGAAUAAAUCAAAUCAGUGAAAAAGAUAAGAACCAAUUCAGCAAUAUAUUAGACAAACAAGAAUCACAAUUUUGUGAAAUCCUUAAUAAAUGUGAAGAAUUAUUAAAUAGUUUAAAUAUUGAUAAUAAACAUGAACAAUUUUGUAAAAAUGGAAUGCAUAAUAUAUAUGAACUAAGCAGUGCAAAAAAAAAAGUUGAACAGUCAAUUAAAGAGAGUAAAGAUUUUUUGAAAUUAAAUGAUUACAAUGAAUAUAAACUUAGUGAAUUAUUAGCAACUUGCUUGAAACAUACAGAUGAAUGGUUAAAAGUAAUGCAAAAAAUUAAAAAAGAUAUUGAUUUGAACAACCUAAACAGAUGCUCUAGUAAUUCAUUCUGCGAUUCAAGUAUUCAAUCUGAAAAUGACUUUGAAACGCCAACUAUUAUAGUAAAAGAAAUUAAAAAAAAACUUAAUGAGUUAACAGAAUAUAUAAUUAAAUUAAAUAAUAAGGUUAAGAAUAACAAAUCUAAACGCUCGCGAGAAAUAUCAACACUAAACAAUGUAAAUUGCAUGUUGACUAAAUUAUGUGACAAAAUUGCAAAAAAAUAA